Messenger RNA from Helianthus annuus (common sunflower), 1990 nucleotides. RefSeq lists its product as uncharacterized. NCBI's taxonomy places the organism in Eukaryota, Viridiplantae, Streptophyta, Magnoliopsida, Asterales, Asteraceae. The record is from RefSeq and is a predicted model, not a curated record. The coding region runs from base 76 to 1692 and encodes 538 amino acids. The transcript has 7 exons.
CUGAGAUGUCUUAUUAUGGGCCUUUGAACCUCCUCACCCCACACAUCACACACUGAUCCAUUCACCGAACUGAAGAUGCGGUGGCUAUUAUUCGGUAGAUCAAGGAGGAAAACGGCGUCGUUACACUGUCUUCUCAUCGCAUCUGCAACUUUCACCGGCAUCGGAAUCUUACUCCUCACUCUCCGUUCACUCGACGAUCCGUCAGUAUCCACCGCACAAAACCUAACGGAAACCGUCACGCAACAGGCGGAACAAUCUCAAACAUCCACGCCAAGCAAACGGUGUGCUACGGUGGAAGAGAUGGGAGAUGAGUUCCGAGGUGGAUUCGUUCAGCAGAGUCUCCGAGUUAGAGAUAUUAUUCGGCGUCACUCCGAUGUUAACGGUGCUGCGAGAGUUCGAAGUCUUCCUCCAGAGGAGUUCUGCAGACAAGGUUUUGUGAUAGCAAAAGCAUCAGAAGCAGGUUUUGGGAAUGAAAUGUACAAGAUCCUAACUGCAGCAGCAUUGAGUGUAAUGCUGAACCGGUCACUGAUAAUCGGACAAACCAGGGGCAAAUAUCCGUUUGGGGAGUAUAUAUCAUAUACCAGUACUGCUUUUUCCCUGAAUGAGGUCAAACAUCUGUGGAGACGAAACGGAUGUUUGACCACCUAUGGCAGACAUCUGGUUAUAAGAAUUGACGAUUUUCAAAAGCCGUUGAAGACGAAUGUUCUCUGUAGCAAUUGGAUUGAGUGGCAAGAGCCUAUAAUAUGGUUCCAGAAUACUACAGAUGCAGUGGCAGCUCAAUUCUUUUUAAAGAAUGUUCACGUUGAGAUGAGAAAGGCGGCUUCUGAGCUCUUCGGGCCAGCCCAAGACCAUAACAGGCCCAACGUAUUUGGGGAGUUGAUGAGAAUUCUCAUAUCUCCUACAGAGAAAGUAAAGCAGGCAGUAGAUUCAGUUCUUAGUGGCGGGUCAGAUCCCGAUAUUACUUUGCACAUGCGGAUGCUUAUGAACAGAUCUGUGAGGGCAUUGCAGGCAGCAUUAGAUUGUACAAAGAAAGUCAUGCAGAAUAUAGAAUUUGGUUACAGACCUAAGUUGGUUUUAGUUUCAGACACCCCAUCACUGGUAGACGAUGUGAAAUCAAAUUUUGAUAGAUUUGCGGAGGUUGUUCAUUUCAACUAUGAAAGCUUUGAAGGAGAAAUAUCUGACCAAAAUGGGUUGCAUAGUUUGGAUUUUAGAACAAAAGAUUGGGGCCCAGCACCUAGAUGGGUUGCGUUUGUUGACUUUUUUCUAGCAUCACGUGCACGGCAUGCGGUUGUUUCUGGGGCCCACAGGCGUGUCGGAACAACCUAUGUGCAGUUAAUCGCAGCUCUGGCUGCUGCAAAUUCAGCUGGUGGUAAUUCAAGCUUUUCGUUCUUCAGUAGCUUUCAGAGUAGUCUAGUUUCAGAAGGGUUGAGUAGUCAGGUAGGAUGGGGACAUGUUUGGAACCGAUUUUCAGGCCCGUUAAGUUGCGGUAACCAAACGAGUCAAUGUGCUUACACGCCAUUGUUGCCACCAGCUUGGUGGGACGGCAUGUGGCAAUCGCCAACUCGUCGGGAUAUUCGCAGGAUGGAAGGUUAUGGUAUUCAAUUAUCAGGAUUCGGAACAGUUGAUGAAGAUCAGCUUGCUUCUUUCUGUAGCUCAAGGAAAGAAGUUGGGAAAUUCAUUACACUUGUAUAAAAGUAUACAUAUAUUCCGUAGUUAUUAGCUAAGAGAGGACCCAGGUCUCGGGGGUAUUCGGUAUUCGAUUCGUUUAAAUUCAAAUUUUAAUAUUUUUGUCAUGUAUAAAACUAUGCAUGAUGAUGUUGUGUGAUCAUAGUUUGAGACUUGAAUUGAAUGUAGUGAUAGAUGAAGGCUCGGAGAUGAUGUCCAACUGUUCGUUUAAAUGUCAACAAGGACGGCCAGGAUUAAUAGUUUUAGUGACAUGCCAAACAAUGUAUUGAAAGAGAUUUAUAUUCAAGGGGACCCGAGUUUUUCA